This is a messenger RNA of Hordeum vulgare subsp. vulgare (domesticated barley), 3124 nucleotides long. RefSeq names its product potassium transporter 10-like. Gene Ontology annotation, biological process: potassium ion transmembrane transport. Gene Ontology annotation, cellular component: membrane. The record is from RefSeq and is a predicted model, not a curated record. Gene Ontology annotation, molecular function: potassium ion transmembrane transporter activity. Lineage: Eukaryota; Viridiplantae; Streptophyta; Magnoliopsida; Poales; Poaceae.
UUCCCUUCCUCGCACAGUUCCGCCCUCCCCCCCGUCCCCGUGCGUGCUCCGCCUCCUCUGCUCCGCGCGCGGCUCACGCCAAUGCUGUGCCGCCUCCGGUCGAACCUGCCCCCCGCGCUGCUCCUUUGACCUCCCGUAAAAAAAGCCUCCAGGGCUCCAGAUAUAUCCCACCUAAUCCCCCCCGUCCCACCCCGUCCCCGUCCCCUGCCGGUUUCUGCACAGUCCGAGAAUUCAAGAACGUCCCGGCAGCGCCAACUCCCAACUCCCCGCAAGGCACAGGGCAGUGCACUCCGGAGCGCGGACAAACAGGGCCGAUCGAGCGGUGGAGGACGAGAGGAGAGGAGAGGGGCCCGGAUGAAGAGCUCCCCUUCCAUGGACCCUGAGGCCGCGGCCGCCCGGGGCACCCCGCCGGAGAACACGGAGGGGAGGCGGGGAGAGGGGAAGAAGAGGCUGCCGUGGCGGAUGACCCUGAGCCUGGCGUACCAGAGCCUCGGGGUGGUGUACGGCGACCUGAGCACGUCGCCGCUCUACGUCUACAAGGCGGCGUUCGCGGACGACAUCCAGCACUCGGAGACCAACGAGGAGAUCCUCGGCGUGCUCUCCUUCGUCUUCUGGACGCUCACCCUCGUGCCGCUCCUCAAGUACGUCUGCGUCGUGCUCCGCGCCGACGACAACGGCGAGGGCGGCACCUUCGCGCUCUACUCCCUCCUCUGCCGCCACGCCCGCGCCGCGCUCCUCCCGCCGGGCCGCGGCGCCGAGCCCGGGGACGAGGACCAGUUCUCCGACGCCGCCGGCGCCACCGCCAAGAAGUACCUCGAGUACGACAAUGCCGACGCGCUGGGCGGGCGUGGCGGGGGCGCCGCCGCCAGCGUCAGGCGGGUGCUGGAGCGCCACAAGGUGCUGCAGCGGGUCCUGCUCGUGCUGGCGCUCGUCGGCACCUGCAUGGUCAUCGGCGACGGCGUCCUCACGCCGGCCAUCUCCGUUUUCUCCGCGGUGUCCGGGCUGGAGCUGUCCAUGGAGAAGGGGCAUCACAAAUAUGUGGAGUUGCCUCUUGCUUGCUUCAUACUGGUGUGCCUGUUUGCGCUGCAACACUAUGGCACCCACCGGGUGGGAUUCAUUUUCGCCCCGAUCGUGAUCGCAUGGCUUCUAUGCAUAAGCAUGAUUGGUGUUUACAAUAUUGUGAAAUGGGAGCCUCAGGUGUAUCAAGCGUUAUCCCCGUAUUACAUGUACAAGUUCUUGAAGAAAACACAGAGGGGAGGCUGGAUGUCCCUGGGUGGAAUACUGCUCUGUGUUACAGGAUCUGAAGCGAUGUUCGCAGAUCUGGGGCAUUUCAACCAGUUGUCUAUACAGAUUGCUUUUACUUGCAUGGUUUACCCAUCAUUGAUCCUUGCAUACAUGGGCCAAGCUGCUUAUCUGUCUAAGCAUCAUAUCCUGGAAGGUGACUACAGGGUCGGAUUCUACGUGUCUGUGCCAGAGAUAAUUAGAUGGCCAGUUCUGGCAAUCGCCAUUCUCGCGGCAGUUGUGGGCAGCCAAGCUGUUAUCACCGGCACAUUUUCGAUGAUCAAGCAGUGCACAUCCCUGGGCUGCUUCCCACGGGUGAAGAUCGUGCACACCUCUGCCCAAGUACAUGGGCAGAUAUACAUUCCAGAGAUCAACUGGAUCCUGAUGAUACUGUGCUUAGCAGUAACCAUUGGUUUCAGAGACACGAAACACUUGGGCAAUGCAUCAGGGUUGGCUGUAAUAACCGUCAUGCUGGUCACCACAUGUCUGAUGUCCCUGGUGAUAGUCCUGUGCUGGCACAAGAGCAUAUUCCUGGCAAUCGGGUUCAUCGUGUUCUUCGGCACCAUUGAGGCGCUGUACUUCUCGGCUGCGCUCAUCAAGUUCAAGGAAGGAGCCUGGGUCCCCAUCGUCCUCGCCUUCGUCUUCAUGAUGGUAAUGUGCAUUUGGCACUACGGCACCAUCAAGAAGUACGAGUUUGAUGUUCAGAACAAGGUCUCCAUCAACUGGCUCCUUGGCCUCAGCCCGAACCUCGGCAUCAUCCGUGUCCGUGGCAUCGGCCUCAUACACACUGAGCUCGACAGCGGCAUCCCUGCGAUCUUUUCCCAUUUUGUCACCAAUCUGCCUGCAUUCCAUCAGGUGCUCAUCUUCAUGUGCAUCAAGAACGUCCCGAUCCCGCACGUCUCGCCGAACGAGCGGUUCCUGGUGGGAAGGAUCGGGCCGAAGGAGUACAGAAUCUACCGGUGCAUCGUCCGGUACGGGUACCACGACGUGCAGAUGGACGACCAGGAGUUCGAGAAGGACCUCGUGUGCAGCGUCGCCGAGUUCAUCCGGUCAGGGGGCGGCGCCUCCAAGGCGAACGGCCUGACGCCGGACGUCGCCGACAGGGACGAGGAGCGGAUGACAGUCGUGGCCUCUGGCAGGAUGCGCAUGCUGGAGGAGGAGGGCCUCGGCGGCGCGUCGGCAUCGGGGAGCACCGUCGGGCCCUCGCGCGCCCCCAGGGGGGAGAGGGAGAUACGGUCGCCGUCGCCAACGCCAACGCCAACGCCAACGCCUACGCCGGCGAUGGGCGUCCGGAAGAGGGUGAGGUUCGUGCUGCCGGCGUCGACCCCGCGGCCGAACGCCGGUGUGGAGGAGGAGCUGCGGGAGCUGACGGAUGCGCGGGAGGCCGGCAUGGCCUUCAUCCUGGGUCACUGCUACGUCAAGGCCAAGACCGGGUCCAGCUUCCUCCGGCGGCUGGUGAUCAACUUCGGCUACGACUUCCUGCGGAGGAAUAGCCGGGGCCCCAGCUACGCCGUCACCGUCCCGCACGCCUCCACCCUCGAGGUCGGCAUGAUAUACUAUGUCUGAGCUGAUGGAGCUCCGGAGGCUAUAGGAUGAAGAUAAAGCUAGAAGGAAAUGGGAAAUGAGACGAAUUUUCAGCUGUAUAUGCUAGUAGAUCUGGACAUGUAUGAGUUUUUGGUGUACAUGUAUGUAGCCUUGUUUUUUCUUGGGCCUCUUCCUUCUUCAACCUGUAAGUAGUAGCACAAAGACGGGCGCCAUUAGAGAGGAUGAGAGGGUCAGGGAAGUUGUACUGCGGAUUGAAAAGACCGAGCAGAAAUCCAGAAGCUGUGAUUUCCGUAGGCCA